UGGUUAAGUGAGUGAGUGUAGUGGGCUUUUGCUUCGCUUCUUCGUUUUCCAAAACCUCUCUUUCAUUCAUUGCUUUUACAUUAAAACUCCCCAAAAACUGAAACUGUUACUUCUCUCCAUUCAUUCUCUAAAAACCUAAAACAAAAAGACUCUUCCCCAACAACACAUGGAUUCUCAGGACCACUGCAACUCUCCAGGAGGAGGUAAGAGUUGUCAUGUUUGUACUAAAUGUGGUUGGAGUUAUCCUAAUCCACAUCCUAGUGCUAAAAACCGUCGUGCUCACAAGAAAAUCUGUGGAACCAUCAAAGGAUUUGAGAUCUUUGAUUCCGAUAAGACGAAACAGAAUCUUGAUUUGCAGGAAGAAAACUGCUUGGUUGAUGAGCAAAAACCCCCAGGUCCAAUAGUUGUGGAAAAAGCUGAUGAGAGAGUUGGGGAUGUUUCUGAAGAGGAUGUGUUUACUGAUGCUGUUUGUGAAUUUUCGAGAUCUGAUUCUUUCAAGGAAGAGACAGCUACAAACUUCGCGGCUAAGGGUACUGAGAAUCCCGGUGAAACUCAGCAGUGCAACAAUUCAUCAACGGCCGGUGUGAUGAAAAGCCCUAAAGUGGUUCAAGAGAGUUGUGAAGUUCCACCCGUGGAAAUCCUUGAGAACUAUGAUGGUCCACCUUCAGUUGAAGCAGCUUCCGAUGAUCGACAAGGUGAAGAGUUUUCUACUGAAGGACACUCUAUAGUAUCUGAAACUGUGAUUGAGUCAUCAUCACAGGAAGCUCAGGUCAUUGACGGUGGUGAUACCAUAUCAAAUGAUAGAUUAGAUACAGAAUGCAAAGGCAAGUUAACGGAAGAAUCUGAAUCAAAGUUAGCAUCUGCAUUAGGAAAGAGAGAGGAUACUUCAGAUUCAUCGUGGAAUGAUGAAGUGAUUUACUCGGACGUGGAGGGUCCCUAUGGAUUUUCAUCAGAAGCAACGAGUAUGACUCAUCCUGGUGAAGCUAGCUGUAUAGGUAGUGAGGAUGUUCCAGUUCAUACUUCUCCGGUAAAAGCUGAUGCAACUCAGGUUAUCAGUGCCAGUCAAUCUGUUCCUGAUGAUAUGCCUUUUGUUGAGAAUGCUGAUGUCUCUUUGCAUGGAAUCAAAGGCGUUGAAGAAUUUGAAGCAAGUCAUUCUGUGAAUCCUUAUCUUCCUGAGACAUCUAAGGGAGAAGAAUGUGAAAACACUCUUACUGACGCAGAGAACUUAGGAAUUCAUCCUGAAGGCUUAAGUAUUGGCUCAGAGGUUCCUUCAUCAGACAAGCUUUUCGUUGGAGACAAAACUGAACCUCAAGGCCAAACUGAUUUGGUUGCGAUCAAGGAAUUUCCCAGUGCAGAGAACAUAAUGAUAUCUAUGAUUGACUCUGAAGAUAUUGAAAUGAAAGCUGAAGAGGGUGAAUCAUCAUUAGGGAAUGCACACACUGUUGAAUCAGAAACAUUGAGAGUUUCUCUACCUGCUGUAGAUUCUAUAGUUGUUGACUCGAAUGCUGAUGUGAGCAGUGCAGCUAACAAAACUGGUUUAGUUGAUCUUGUUGGUCAUGAGAGUGAACUUAUUCAAGCAAAUGUUGUAGCUGAGGAGGGGAUCAACCCAAAAGACACGCUGAGUUCUGAAUCCUCUUGUUUUGUUUCUCCGGUAUCUGUUGUAUUUGAGGGAGAUGAUGCAAGUGAUAAGAUAAAAAGUUCUUCAGAAACAUCUAAAGACUCUGCCCUCCAAAUCGGUGCUGAAUUCUGUGAAAGUAAAGAUGAAGUUUGCAGAGAGAUUAACAACGGAAGGCUUGUGAAGGAAAGGAGUUUCAUAAACGAAACAAAUACAACGGAAUAUCCUAUAGGCCAUUCUGGAUCCACAGGCACUGCACCGGACACUGUUAACACAGCUAAUCAGAAGUCACUGGAAAGCGGAAGGACAGAAUUCAAUAGAGUUGUUGGUGGCUUGGGGGUAAUUCAAGCAAAUGAGAUUGACGGUAAUGUCCAAGCACAAAACUAUUAUGCUGAGGUCCCAGUGACAAUAGAAUCAAACGACCAUCGGGAUUUUGGAAGAUUGCAGAAUCUUUCAGAAGCUCACAUUAGAUCUCUGGUUUCAAGUCCGCUAGUCACUAGAAAUAAUACAUCGAAUGCGUUUGAAUCCAACUUGGGAUCGGUUUCAGGAGUAAGCGGUGGAGUUAACAAACCGGAAAACGCAUCUCAGAACCAAGAAAUCACCUUGGAGAAGACAACAAGCUGGAGCACAGAAAAGGAGCAACAUGUCCCGCUAAAGAACCUUCUGAGUGAAGCAAGAUCACCAAGGCUACAACAACAACAAGCAAAGGAUCAUGAGAGUAACAACGUACCGAGAGUGAGUUCGAUACUGGGACAGGAGACAUCCCCUGAAGACGGUCGCUGGCCAGAGAAAAGAGAAGUGAGUGAAGAAUGGAAUUCGCCAGCAAAGUAUCCAGUGGACUUUAAGAGAGAGGAGAAGAAAGUGAAAGGAAGACCCUUUUGGGUGCCAUUUGUUUGCUGCUCCAAUGUCAAAUAAACCACUCUAUUGUAUAAUGGUAGGAGAUGAUGAAUGAUCCUAAAGACUUGCUAGUACAAAGACUUGUUAGUUGUUUGGUUCUUGUAGGAACUACUGUUGCUUAGGCUUUAAAAUACUUUAUGCAGACCACUUUUGAGUUUGACUUUUUUUUUU
Messenger RNA from Arabidopsis lyrata subsp. lyrata, 2683 nucleotides. RefSeq lists its product as uncharacterized. NCBI's taxonomy places the organism in Eukaryota, Viridiplantae, Streptophyta, Magnoliopsida, Brassicales, Brassicaceae. The transcript is spliced from 5 exons. The coding region runs from base 167 to 2530 and encodes 787 amino acids. The record is from RefSeq and is a predicted model, not a curated record.